UAAAUUGUACUAACUGAGAAACAGGGGAAUUAACACCAAAAAGUUAUGGCGAAAGAGGGGUCAUCAGUUAAGCUAUAUGGAAUGUGGGCAAGUCCUUAUGUGUUAAGGGUUAAAAUAGCCCUUAAAAUUAAGGGCAUAGAGUAUGAGUAUAUAGAGGAAGAUCUAGCCAACAAAAGUGAGUUGCUUUUGCAAUAUAAUCCUGUGUACAAGAAAGUGCCUGUAGUUGUGCAUAAUGGUCUCCCAAUUGCGGAAUCAUCUAUCAUCCUUGAAUAUAUAGACGAGACUUGGACUGAUCCUCCAUAUCUACUGCCCAAAGAUCCCUACCAAAGGGCCAAAGAUCGCUUCUUGGCCACCUAUUUACAACAGAUAUCCGAAACUUUGGGCAAAACACUUAUGUCAGAAGGUAAAGCAACAGAUGAUCUACUGCAAGAGUACUGGAAAAGUCUAGAUGUGGCUGAAGAAUUAAUGAAGGAUAUUUUCUCUAAUGGCAGUCCAUCUUUCCAGGAUUCGAAACCGGGUUACUUGGAUAUAGUCAUCUAUUCCUUCUUUUGGGCCUCAGAUGUCAUGGAGGAGAUCUUUGGCUUAGAGUCUUUAACUGCAGAAAGGUACCCAACAUUGUUUUCAUGGACCAAGGCUCUAAGUGAAGUUUCUGAAUUUCAAGAUGUCACUCCAUCCAAGCCUCAGCUGCUUCAACUUUUGUAUGCUAUGCGGCAGAAGUAGAUCCUACCAUAGGCUUGAUUGAUUGUUAUCAGUUGAAAUAAAUGUAUGAAUUGUAGACUGGUUUCCUUAUCUUGUAAACUUAAGCAUAUGAUUCGUUA
Molecule: messenger RNA, 818 nt
Organism: Beta vulgaris subsp. vulgaris (sugar beet)
Lineage: Eukaryota; Viridiplantae; Streptophyta; Magnoliopsida; Caryophyllales; Amaranthaceae
Product: glutathione S-transferase U9
Exons: 2
Coding region: 46-720 (224 amino acids)
Biological process (GO): glutathione metabolic process
Cellular component (GO): cytoplasm
Molecular function (GO): glutathione transferase activity
Source: RefSeq, a predicted model, not a curated record